Molecule: messenger RNA, 2607 nt
Organism: Thermochaetoides thermophila DSM 1495
Lineage: Eukaryota; Fungi; Ascomycota; Sordariomycetes; Sordariales; Chaetomiaceae
Exons: 2
Coding region: 1-2607 (868 amino acids)
Biological process (GO): potassium ion import across plasma membrane; intracellular potassium ion homeostasis
Cellular component (GO): plasma membrane
Molecular function (GO): high-affinity potassium ion transmembrane transporter activity
Source: RefSeq, a predicted model, not a curated record
AUGAAGCUUAGCCCCAAGACUUCCGAUCGUUUUCGCACUCGAUUCUCCUCAAUUGCCAGCCGGCUGGCCGAUCAUCUCUCUCCCCUCCGCCCCUACCUCCCCCCAAUCAACUUCAUAACCCUCCACUACGCCUACUUCAUCUUCCUCUCUCUUUUCUUGUCUCUCAUCUUUUACGCCGCCCAUUCUCCCACCCCCUCCAAAAGCUCCAAUGAGGACAUUGCCAGGCGUCGAAUAUCCUACCUCGACGCCCUCUUCCACACUGUCUCCUCCCUAACCGGCACCGGUCUCAACACCGUGCCACUCUGUGACAUGUCCGUUGGUCAACAAGUCGUACUCUUUUUGGCCAUGUUGGCGGGGCAUCCGGUGCUGGUUAGUUUGGGAGCAGUAUGGUUUCGGAAGGAUGUUUUUGAAAAGAAGUUUAGGGAGAUUGUGCAAAGGGAGAGGGAGCGCAAAGAGAAGAUGGAAGGAGGAAGAUUGGGGAAAGCGCUUGUGAGAAGGGUAACGUUUAAUUUGGCGUUGACGUUGACGAGGGAGAGGAGCAGGGAUGGGGAUGGGGAUAGGGGGGGUUUGGCAGGGUUGGGAACGAGGAUAAAGGAGAGGAGGGAGGGGGAGAGGAUGAGCCCAACCCCAACCCCAAAUUCGAGCUCGAAUCAGACUAGGGAAAGGGAUCGAGAUCGAGAAAGAGACCUCGAACCCGGCCUGCCCCCAAUCCACGAACAGCAAGACCCAAACCCAAACACCUCCUCCCUCCUCUCCCCCCAGCCCCAAUUUCUCUUCCCCAGUCCCCCAUCCCAUAGCCCCGCCUCCCGCAGCAUCCAAUUCAUUGAACCGCCCCGUCCAGACCGACCCUCCCCUUCCCUCUCCCCAUCCCCCGACCCAAAUAACAACAACAACAACAACGAAUCGGGCAAUGAUACGCCCGACUUCAUAGCCCGCCUCCGCCAUUCGCAUACCCGCAACGCCUCCUUCGCGAACCUGACACUAUCGGAAAGGCAGUACCUCGGCGGGGUAGAAUACCGCGCUCUAGAGGUCCUCAUUGUGACGGUAACGGCGUACUUCAUCCUCUGGCCACUGUUUGGCGCCAUUGCCUUGGGGGCGUGGCUUUCCCGUCAUGGAGGCCAGGUCUCUGAGCAAGAGACCGGGGAAAAGAGUCCGAGUCCCAAUCCGUGGUGGGAGGGUAUCUUCUUGAGUGUGUCUGCCUUCGGGAACGGGGGGAUGGUACUCGGCCCGGAGAUGGGCUCUUUUCUGGACAGAGGGGUAGGGGGGGUGUUUGUUCUGUUGGUCGUCAGCUUGCUGACUCUAGCUGGCAGCCAGGCCUCCCCCGUCUUUCUGAGAGUUAUAUUCUUGGGGCUGUGGGGGAUUUUGAAGAGAGUGGUGGCAGAUGAGGGGGGUUAUGCUGUGUGGAGGGAGACGUUUGAGUUCAUCUUGAGGUAUCCUAGACGAGUGUAUAUUAAUAUGUUUGCGGCGAGGGAUACAUGGCGGUUGGCGGGGUGGUUGGCUGCGUUUUUGGCUGUGGAUUGGGUGUUGUUUUGGCUGUUGAAUAUUGGGAAUGGGGAGGUGGAGGGGAUGCCCAGGGGGAAAAGGGUGUUGGGGGGGUUGGCGCAGAGUAUAUCCAACCUCUCCGGAGGCUUCGCCAUCAUCCCUGUUUCCGCCGUUUCCUUCUCUCUGCAAGUGUUCUGGCUGAUCAAGAUCUAUGCCUCGGCCUACCCGACCUCCAUCACCGUGCGCGGGUCCAACGUCUAUGAAGAACGUUCCCUCGGCAUAUACAUGGGCGAUGAGCCCCCUGACUCCGACGACAGCGGUUCCGACAACGAGAAGCGUCCUGCCAAAGCCAAACCCCUACCUGAGUCUGAACCAGAACCAGAAGGCACAACGACGGGCCUCAUGAUCCCCUCCCUCCCUCGCCCCCCCUUGACUCCAGUGUCGACUACAUCCCAAGUCUCCCGCCUCAGUACAGCCUCUCGCCGCGGGCUAACCAAACUCGUUGGCAUCACCCGCCAGGGCACAGCCUUCAUGGGACGGCAAAUCCAGCGGCGCAUGACGACAGGUUUCCAAGGCGUCGGUGUAUCUGCCUCUGCUGCCCUCCCCAUCCCACAGAAAUCCACACUGCCGACGUUCAACACCCCAGCCACCUCUACCAGCAGCAAGACGACGACCGCCCCAACACCCGCCCCCAAACCCGAUCUCACAACCCAUCAUGCAAGAAGCCAGUUAUCCCACGACAUCCCCCUCCUAGCCCUCUCUUUCUUGUUACUCGUCCUCAUCGAAACCCCGCACAUCUCCUCCUCACCCCUGAUCUACUCCCUCUGGAACAUCCUCUUCGAGCUCGUCUCUGCCUACGCAAACAACGGGAUCACGGUCGGCUUCCCGGGAAGAGACUACUCCUUUUGUGGGGGGUGGAGGAAGCUGAGCAAGCUGCUUUUAGUCGGAGUUAUGUUGCGAGGGAGACAUAGGGACUUGCCGGUUGCGCUGGAUCGGGCGGUUAAGUUGCCGAGGGAGGGGGAUUGGGAUGGAGAGGAGGAAGAGGAUGGAGAGAUUAGGAAGAUCAUAAGUAGAAGUCCGGCGGUGGGAAGGAGUCCUAUGUUGGGAAGGUUAAACGGAUUGUAA